Silurus meridionalis is the source of this 1305-nucleotide messenger RNA. RefSeq names its product nudC nuclear distribution protein (gene nudc). The transcript has 9 exons. Lineage: Eukaryota; Metazoa; Chordata; Actinopteri; Siluriformes; Siluridae. The record is from RefSeq and is a predicted model, not a curated record. Gene Ontology annotation, biological process: protein folding. Gene Ontology annotation, cellular component: cytoplasm. The coding region runs from base 118 to 1128 and encodes 336 amino acids.
CUGGGUGGGGCCAGUUUGGUAGCCAGGAAGUGAACGCAAGCUAAUUCUCCACCGAGCUAGGCUCUCGUACACGUGUGUAUUAAUCUCUAUAGAUUGUGUUGAGUAUUAAUACUGAACAUGGAGAGUGAUGAGGAAAAAUAUGACGGCAUGCUGCUUGUUAUGGCACAACAGCAUGAAGGCGGAGUACAGGAGCUGGUGACCACAUUCUUCAGCUUUCUCCGACGAAAAACAGACUUUUUUACGGGAGGUGAACCUGGAGCUCCUGAGAAACUGGUGAAGGAGGCUUUUGCUUAUCACAGUCAGCUGGCUCUCAAGGCCCAGAAAGAGAAACAGUCCAGACAGGAGAAGGAGAAGAAGGAAAAAGCUGAAAGAGCUGCCAAACUGCAAGCUGAGGAGGAGAGGAAGAAGAAGGAGGCUGAGACCGAGCCCAGAAUCAAAGAGCUCACAGAGGAGGAGGCUGAAAGGCUCCAGACAGAGAUAGACCAGAAGAAAGACAAGGAUGAGAAAAACAAGAAAGUGUCUGAAAGCAGUUCUGUGGAUGCAUCAGACAAUGCAGCAAAAGGGUCUGAGUCAGAAGGGGAGGAGGAUGAAAAGGAUAAGGACAAGAUAAAGCCCAAUGCUGGAAAUGGAGCUGAUCUCUCCAACUACAGGUGGACACAGACCCUGUCUGAAUUGGAUCUCAUCGUGCCUUUUGACGUGAAGUUCCGCCUGAAGGGGAAGGAUGUGGUGGUGGAUUUCCAAAGGCGUCAUCUAAAGGUGGGACUAAAGGGCCAUCCACCUGUCAUCGAUGCACCCCUUUUUAAUGAGGUGAAGGUAGAGGAGAGCUCCUGGCUCAUCGAUGAUGGAAAAAUAGUCACCGUUCACCUGGAGAAGAUAAAUAAAAUGGAGUGGUGGAACAAGUUGGUGACCACAGACCCUGAAAUCAACACCAAAAAGAUCUGCCCAGAAAACUCAAAGCUUUCUGAUCUGGAUGGUGAAACCCGUAGCAUGGUCGAGAAGAUGAUGUAUGACCAGAGGCAGAAGUCCAUGGGCCUUCCCACCUCUGAGGAGCAGAAGAAGCAGGACAUCAUGAAGAAGUUUAUGGAGCAGCAUCCUGAGAUGGAUUUCUCCAAAGCCAAGUUCAGCUGAGAACCAUUGCAUUCAUAUUGAGAACAUUCUACAUUUCUGUCCACUGAUCACUUCUCCACUGCACAGUGAAAUACAGCUCUUCUGAAGGUCAUGUUGCAUAUUUCACCAUGUUCUGAAUAUUUAAUUAUUCCUAUGUUUACAUUUUUUUUUUUUUUUAAUAAAUCAAUUCAAACUUCA